UUUUGUUAAAAAAAGCUAAAAAAGCUAUAAGCUUUGUUAAAAAAGCUAGGCCAAACACCCCCUAAAUACACUCUUUCUCCAUUGUCUUUUCUGUUCAAACUCCUCUUCUUCAAAUACCAAUUUCAAAUCCUUACAAACAUCCACUCUUAUAUUCACAAGCUCAAGAUGAGUGCUUCAAAGUUCAUAAAAUGUGUUUGUGUUGGUGAUGGAGCUGUUGGUAAAACUUGUAUGCUCAUUUGUUAUACCAGUAACAAGUUCCCCACUGACUAUAUUCCUACAGUAUUUGACAAUUUCAGUGCCAAUGUGGCUGUUGAUGGAAGUAUUAUAAAUUUGGGACUUUGGGAUACUGCUGGUCAAGAAGAUUAUAGCAGAUUAAGACCAUUAAGCUACAGAGGUGCAGACAUUUUUGUGUUGGCUUUUUCUUUAAUCAGUAGAGCAAGCUAUGAAAAUGUCCUCAAGAAGUGGAUGCCUGAGCUUCGAAGAUUCGCACCCAAUGUUCCAGUUGUGCUCGUCGGGACUAAACUAGAUCUUCGUGAUGACAAGGGAUAUUUAUCCGAUCAUACGAGUUAUAAUGCUAUAACAUAUUCAGAGGGGGAGGAACUAAGGAAACAAAUAGGUGCAGUUGCUUAUAUAGAAUGCAGCUCCAAGACUCAACAGAAUGUUAAAGCGGUUUUUGAUUCCGCCAUCAAGGCAGUGCUACAACCGCGGCGUAUUAAGGAGGAGGCGGCUAUGGCUAUGAAAAGGCGCAAAACCUAUGGUUGCUCAUUCGUGGACAUUGUUUGUGGAGGUUGUGCUGCUUAGGAAAGGUUCAUUCAUGGAUGAAUAUAAGACAUUUGACAUCAAUUUAUUUCCAUGUGUUUGAUUUCAUUAUUAAUAUUUAUUAAUGUGUAAUUGUGUUUAUCAAAAGGUAACAUAUUAAGGUCUCAUUUUGUUUGAUUUCA
Molecule: messenger RNA, 941 nt
Organism: Helianthus annuus (common sunflower)
Lineage: Eukaryota; Viridiplantae; Streptophyta; Magnoliopsida; Asterales; Asteraceae
Product: rac-like GTP-binding protein ARAC7
Exons: 8
Coding region: 166-801 (211 amino acids)
Biological process (GO): cortical cytoskeleton organization; actin filament organization; regulation of cell shape
Cellular component (GO): cytoskeleton; cell projection; cytoplasmic vesicle
Molecular function (GO): GTPase activity; GTP binding; protein kinase binding
Source: RefSeq, a predicted model, not a curated record